Molecule: messenger RNA, 7003 nt
Organism: Amyelois transitella
Lineage: Eukaryota; Metazoa; Arthropoda; Insecta; Lepidoptera; Pyralidae
Product: zinc finger protein ZFP2
Exons: 21
Coding region: 575-2836 (753 amino acids)
Biological process (GO): regulation of transcription by RNA polymerase II
Cellular component (GO): nucleus
Molecular function (GO): RNA polymerase II cis-regulatory region sequence-specific DNA binding; DNA-binding transcription activator activity, RNA polymerase II-specific
Source: RefSeq, a predicted model, not a curated record
AGUAUUGCUAUAUAUAUCUACCGCGAGAAUAACAUAAGCUCAAUGAAACUAAAGAUUUUGCAUAAAAAUCCCAUAAUAUUAAAUUUAUAACUCAUUCCUUUCAUACAUUAUGAUCCACCACCUCAUUGAAACUCAACUAAGGUCUUUAAUUUAUAAUUAUAUGUUUUUGUUAACGGGAGAUAUUUAAGCGAUUUAUCUAUUGAAAAAUUUGUCCUAAUAUUUAGCAUUACGAUAUGACAUAACUUUAACUAAAAUUUUGGAUAAAGCGUAAAAACUCGUGUUGUUUACAUUAGUGCAGUAGUGGUCACUAAAUUACUUGUCGCAUAACAACCGGCGUCGCGCAGCCUCGGCUUGAAAGUUGAGGACAAAAUUCAAUAACGAAUUGGCCAUUUUAUUGAUGGCCGGGGGGGAGGCUGGGUGGAGACAAUCGGUUGGUGGCAGCAGCUGAAAAUGGGGGUGCAUCAAUCAGUCCACCAUUAGUUUCCCGGCACACUGGGGCGUGGGCGUCGGGGGUGUGGCACGGGGCGUGGGGGUCCCCGUGCCGCCCCCCGGCGACCUACUCGCCACUAUAUCCAUGUUCGAGCAGCAGAUCAAAGCAGAGCCUAUGAGCUAUUACUCUUCCCAUCCUCACAUACACUCCGGCCCCCCAACAAUAGUCCGAUCAGAUUCUAAUCAUGCCAUCAUCAAUAUGAACCAACACCAUGCACACCAAGAAGACUCAAAGGAUAGCCUGAUAGUACAACACCAAGUUCAACACCAACAGGAGCUAAUGGAACAGCACCAACAAGAAAUGCAGCAACAGGAUGAUGAGUUGAGCUUCAAAGGAAUGGAUGAUGAAGGUGUUGAAAUGGAUAUGGAUGGCAGGCAGUGUUCUCAGGGUUUGGGUGUCGACAUGGGAUCUGUUCAAACUAAAAUGGAAGUUUCGAAUGGCGGACAGGCAACACGUUCAAAACCACAAGCUUGUAAAGUAUGCGGCAAAGUACUGUCUUCCGCGUCAUCGUAUUACGUCCAUAUGAAGCUUCACUCUGGAAACAAGCCCUUCCAGUGUACUGUUUGCGAUGCAGCUUUCUGUCGCAAGCCGUACCUAGAAGUCCACAUGCGCACACACACGGGUGAACGACCUUUUCAAUGUGAUCUUUGCCUCAAGCGUUUCACACAGAAGUCCAGCCUCAAUACGCACAAACGAGUGCACACAGAUGAGCACAUGCGCGCGUUGAUGGUGAAGGACCGGCCCUACAAGUGCGAACUCUGUCAGAUGCGGUUCACGCAGAGCUCCAGCCUCAACCGCCACAAGAAAAUACACACGGAGGAGCACAGACGAGCCCUGUUAGAGAAAGUGCGGCCGUACCAGUGCCACAUCUGUUUUAUGCGCUUCACUCAGAAGUCCAGCCUGGGCCGACAUGGGAAAAUACAUACUGAGGAGCACAUCCAAUCGCUGAUCAACAAAGUGCGCCCCUAUCAGUGCGAGAUCUGUGACAAGCGGUUCACUCAGAAGUCAAGCCUUGGCACUCAUAAACGUAUACACACUGGGGAGCGGCCGUUCCAGUGCACCGUCUGCCUCAAGUCCUUCACGCAGAAGUGCGCGCUCAAUUUGCACGAAAAAAUACAUACGGUGCAAGGGCGUCCUUUCACGUGCGGGCAAUGCCCGGCGGCGUUCGCCCGCCGCCCCUACCUGGACAUUCACAUGCGCACGCACACAGGCGAGCGGCCGUAUCAAUGCGACGCGUGUCUGAAGCGCUUCACGCAGAAGUCCAGCCUCAAUAUACAUAAACGGACGCACACAGUCCAGGGGAGACCGUUCCAGUGCCUGUCGUGCCCCGCCGCCUUCACCUGCAAGCAAUACCUGGAGAUUCACACGCGCACCCACACCGGCGAGCGGCCGUAUCAGUGCGACAUCUGCCUGAAGCGCUUCACUCAGAAAUCAAGCCUCAACAUUCACAAGCGGACGCACUCAGUCCAGGGGCGGCCGUUCCAAUGCCUGCAAUGCCCGGCCGCCUUCACCUGCAAGCAAUACCUCGAGAUCCACAACCGCACUCACACGGGCGAGCGGCCGUACCAGUGUGACGUAUGCCUCAAGAGAUUCGCGCAAAAAUCAACACUUAACAUACACAAAAGAACGCACACAGUGCAAGGGCGGCCGUACCAAUGCAUGGAGUGCCCGGCUGCGUUUACAUGCAAGCCUUACUUGGAGAUACACAUGCGCACGCACACGGGCGAGCGCCCCUUCGAGUGCGAUGUGUGUUACAAACGCUUUACGCAGAAAUCGACGCUCAACAUACACAAGCGAAUCCAUACCGGUGAACGUCCAUACGCUUGUGAUAUUUGUCAAAAACGAUUUGCUGUGAAGAGCUAUGUAACAGCCCACAGAUGGUCCCACGUGGCAGACAAACCGUUGAACUGCGAUCGGUGCUCGAUGACGUUCACCAGCAAGUCUCAGUUCGCGCUCCACAUCCGCACGCAUUCCGCCGGCUCCUGCUACGAGUGCAGUGUGUGCGGCAGGACCUUCGUGCGAGACAGCUAUCUUAUACGACACCACAACCGCGUUCACCGCGAGAACCAUAGCAACAUGUCUGCAAACAGCAUCGGCACCAUCAACAGCGUGGCGACUAAUACCAACAACUCCAACAGUAAUUACGACUCGCCCGGCGUGUGUGACUUAAGCUUCGUGCCCAUGGUGAAUCGUUACAUGACGUCGCAGGGUACGCAGGUGUCAAUGCAGGACAGCAAGAUGUCGGCCAUGUCUCCACAGUCCAUCGCUUCCAUAUCUUCGCCCCCUCCCCCGCACACGCCCACCCCGCAGCCGCAGAUGUCGGGACAAAUGCAUCUCGCUGACUGAUCAGCCCAGCAGGUCUCGGUUGAGCAUCUAGCAUCCAGAGUGCAAUAACAUUGGGCGGCCAUCGCCUAGAGCAGCUAAUAGUAGAGAGAGACGCAACUCCCAAGUCUUCAGCAUGGACUCAUGCACAGAUUAUAUUAUAUUUUCACAUAAUUUAUUUAUAUUCAGUGUUUUCGUUCGUCGGCCGCGACGUUUGCAGGGAGAGUCGUUUGCUUGUGGAAUCCCUCGAAACUAAAAGGUGGACAUCACAAUAAAAGUAGUGUAGUCGAGUAGCGGUACCGCCUAUGAUAUGCAUUGUGAUUUUAUACCCACAACUGUGAUUUAUCUAUACCAUCACAUAAUUAUAUUAAUUCGCGUGGUGGCGUUCAUAAAUCGAUACUUAAAACUCUCAUCAUUUUAGAUUGUAGGCCUAAAAUUUUUGAUCUCAUAUUCUAAUUUGCUUAGUGAUAACUUUGGAAUCGUGUGGUAUAUCCGACUUGAAAUUCUAAAUUUAAUGUUCGUCAUUCGCAUGUCAUACCUAUUCUCAUUAGACGUAGUGAAUAACAAUAUCUUAUUGCGAUGCUUUAACUUAGAUCGUGUCAGUGUAUAUGGAGUUCAUAAUUUUAUAGAACUGUUACCAAUGAGAGGUAAAGUAUUUUGAUCACUGAGAAAUUUUAAAGGACUCUAACUUCAUAAUUCAUAAUUAUCCAUAAGAAUGCUUUAAGGUUCUGGUUCAUAGAAGAGUAAUAAUAAUGAAUAAGUACAAAUAACCCAUAAUUCGCAGAGUCCUGAGAGGCAAUAUCGAAAGCUUCACAAAAUUAAUAACUUUAAUAUGAUGUUUAUUGGAGUAAUCCAGAGAAGUGCCUGUUGCAACAUAAAAUUGGCAAUAUUUUUUAAUCGUACUACGUUCGUAAUGAAUAUUAUGUUUAGUGUUCAAUGUGUGUGUCAUCGGGCUAAGGAAAGCAGCGAGCGGCGGCGCGGCGCGGGGGGCGUCCGCCGCCGCGCCGCCGGGCGUUACCAUUUGUGAAGCUUCUUACUAAAACUUUGUGUGCCUUCUAGCGGAUAGCGAUAUUAGGCAAUAUCAAUCAUACUAACACCACUGGUUAACUUCAUUAUUUUUUCUUAUUUCCGAAUAAGCGUUCAUAUUAAGUGUACUCUCAUGUAAACCAUCGUAAUUAUACGGCGUAUAUAUUAUUACCAUUUCGAAUAGCAGUAUACAUGUUAGAUCGUAUUUUUGUAAUAUGCAAUCUUUGUUUCCAUUACUGUUUUCGAAUAAUAUUAAUACGAAUAGUGAUAUAGCGCAGUAGUCUUCCAAUACCUUGAGACAGAGUGCACGACGUGAGAGCAAGUGCACGUGUCCGCUUCAGGGGUUCCUUAUGGUUUGCCAUUAUUGAUAUCAAAGAUAGAUUGGUGCCAUUUCCAUGUAAAUGAUGUGGUAAAGUAAGUUUAGUUAAGCCUGCAGGUCAGGGUAGAACUGGAAAUAAAAUAUUGUAAGUAAAUCUUCGCUAUGUGCUGGUUGGCGUUACCGGCGCUUCUUAUCGUUUCGUUAACUUACCGCGUGUGAAUUUUAUACGCUAUUUGUUUUAUUUCCAUCUUGUGUGUGUCCAUGUGCUGGGGCAAAUUGUAAAUAUUGGUAGGGUUUAUUUAUUCAAGUAUAUCGGAAAAGAGUUGAAAUUCAAAAUUAAAUGGGAUGUAUGAUUUGUAGAACGGUCUCACUCUACGAUUUUAAUAAUAAAGAUAUCGAACUGAAAAGAGAACAUAAUUGGAGUAAAUGUUAGAAUAUUUAGCGCAGAACUAUACUUUGGGUACUAUGUACUAAUAAAAUCAAAAUUUCCUUGUAGAUGUACAUACGUAUACAUAUUACAUAUAAUAAUAUAUACAUAUGAAUGUUGUUUGAUAGUCCUCAAUAUUUUUUUAUAUUUUGAUAGUUCUGUAUUUGAAAGAAACACGAAAAAAUAGGCCAACGUCUCAUUUAUCAUUUUAAAUUAAUAAAUAAUAAAAAAAUAUGUACACGAUAUUUUAAGAUAAAAUAAUAUGACGGAUGCAUUUAGUUGCCCAGAGAAGUAGAAAUUAAAUCGCGUUUUUUCAAAUUCUUAAUCUGUUAGUAAGAUUCAUACCAAGCCAUUGAUAACAGUAUUAUUUAGACAAACUAGAACUUGAGUUUAACAAGUAGUAUAAACUCAGCUACCAUUAUGAGAAAUCACCAUAAAAUUGAACCAUAGUUUAUCAAUAGUUUGUAACAACAUUGGUGAGCACCACUUUUAGGUGCUUGUCAGUGCUGAUACCGUAUUAUCCAUAGAUAUAUUAUGAAUGGAAAUAGAAACACCAACAUAGUGAACUAGGUACAUAUAAUAAAGUAUAUAAAUAUAUAUAUUACCCUUCGCCUUUCCAUUGGCUCGAUGGUGGUGAUUGUUUCUUUAUUGAUUCUAUUAUUAGUAGGUAAUAUAUUUUUGUUAUAAUAUGUUCUGUCUUUAUAAUUGUUUUUCUUUAUUAGAAACAUUAUUCUAUCGUUGCUUCACCCUGGUCGGGCGAAUUGGAAAGGGGGAAGGCAAUUGAUCCUUGUAUUGAUCACGAAAUAAUAAUAGCGUUUUGCUUUCAAGAGUGUGAUUUUCAGCUCUUGGCUUACUCUGACUUAUUUCGUGAACAAUAGGGGUAAAUUAAAUACAGUGAAGAACCACGAAUAUAAUUUUAUUAACGCAAUUAAGAGCGUGGUGGGCAAGAUGUAGGUACACGCUGAAAUACCUACGAUUGCUAAUUUCGCAAAAUCGUCACGCUAUCUAGUAUCAAAAUUAUUUUGUGGACCUUCACUGCCCCAACUAUUUUACAUACCGAUGUUAGUUAACUAUAUUUAGAAGUAAUACUGAGCCAUUACAUUACGUAAUCAUAAAGUGGUAACUAUGUAUUUCCCCUUACUUAUUUUCGACCGUAGAAAAGACUGAAUUACUUUAAAAGGAAAGGAAUUCACGUUAUAAGAAUACUCAACUAUUGGCAGUGAAGUUUGUGUUGAUUAUGUUAACCACCUUAGCGGUUGUGGUGUCGGACCAACCAUGUUUUGGAAAUUCAGUUUGAGAAAUCGUACAUAUCCUUACCCGUGAAUGUUAUUGUAUACUAUCCCCUUGUCAAGGCAGGCUACUAGUCUAGGGCAGCGUGCGCGCCGCCGACCAUUUACACUUGAUCGUGGUAGUUUUAUGAGCAAAUAACAGUGAGCCUUGUGUAAUCAUAAUGUCUAAGGUACAUAAAUAUUUAGUUAUAUUGUAUCGUUAGAUUUACGCGAACUUCCGCUUUGCCAACAUAUUACGUUGCUUACAUUAUAAUCAUACGAGAGUACAGCCUAAGGAUUUUAACUUUUUUUUUAUAUACUGAGAGCUAUUUCUAAGUCACUGAUUUUUAUACGGUUGUAUUGUAUAUGCUAACCAAAUUAUAUUACUGGCUAUGAGCCAUUAUUAUUAACCAAGUUUUGGAGUUAUUUACAUCCCUUUAAUUGCUAAUUUUUUAUUGAAAUUUCAAUAAGCAAACAUCAUGGCAUGAUGAUAUUGCGGUCAUUUAGUUAUAGCUCUUCAGAGUUUUAAUGACCAAUAUUUUAAUUAAAAUACAUCUGUUUACUUUUAUUGUUAAAAUUUUUAGGCUAGUUUAUAUUUCAAAUAAGUUAGAUUUGUUAAUUGUGGUGUAUUAUUGCACGCGAGUAUAGCUCUUACGGCCUCCUUUACAGAUUUAUAUUUAUUUGUUUUAGUCUAAAAUUAUUGUGAUAAAAAUAUUAUUAUUGGUUUGUUUAUCUUGUAUGAAAAUUAUCUUAUUGUUUUUGUUGAUACUUUGAGUAUUCUACUAUACAGUGACGGAGAAAGGUAAAGACAGGGGCUGUAAGAGCCUUUAUGUAGUCAGCAUUAUGUAUAUGCUUUAAUGUGAUUUUUUAAAUGUACUCUUUAUUAUAGUCUCAUCAUUCAAUAUUAUUAGCGAACUAACAGUGUUUCUAAUUUUUUUCAGUUCAUAGUGAUUUAUAUUGAGAUCAAAAUAAAUACAGAGUUUAUUUAAUUUUAUGGAAAAUAUACAUUGUAAAAUUAUUCUUUAGUGCUCGUUUGCAGAGCUCUAUUAAAAAAAGAAACUAUAUGAAUGCAAAAUAACAAGUCACGAUUCUUUUAGAAGUCGCCAUGUAGUGGAGAAAAAUAAACGUGCCAUGAUAUUUGUGGCUAACAA